Macrosiphum euphorbiae (potato aphid) is the source of this 918-nucleotide messenger RNA. Lineage: Eukaryota; Metazoa; Arthropoda; Insecta; Hemiptera; Aphididae. The record is from the annotation of a GenBank genome assembly.
AUGGCUUUUCAACCCAACAGUACGGUCAAAGUACUGGAUCCGAUCCGAGAGAACUAUGACAACUAUCUGCUCAUCGACGUUGGAUCGAACAUGGUGAACAAGAAGUUCAGCCGGGACUUGGAAUCGGUGUUACAGAGAGCAAAAGAUUCAGGUGUUCAAAAAAUAAUUGUUCCUUGCACCUCUCUUAGAACGAGUAAAGAGGCGUUGCGGUUAGCAAGAAUAUAUCCAGGAGCCUUAUAUUCAACGGCAGGUAUCCAUCCACAUGAAGCAAAAUCUUGGGAAGAUAAUUAUUAUGAUGAACUGAGAGAUAUUGCUAAGAAUCCAGAAUGUGUAGCUAUUGGUAUAUGUGGUUUGGAUUAUAACAAAGAUUUUUCUUCGCCUGAUAUACAAAGAAAAGUUUUUGAACUACAGAUUUCUUUGGCUAAAGAAAUUAAAAAGCCCAUCAUGUUGCAUCAAAAAGGAGCACAUGAAGAUUUUUUAAGGAUUUUAAAAACGCAUUUGCCUUUGGAGCUUCCAGCAAUUUUACAUUCAUUUACUGGUUCUUUUGAAGAAGCUACUGACUACAUUAACUUGGGAAUGUACAUUGGAAUAACAGGAGGAUUGUGCAAAGAUAGUUCUGGUAGCGGAAUAAAAAAACUUUUAAGCGCAGGAACAUUAACACUAGAUAGAAUACUAGUGCAAUCGGAUUCUCCAUUCAUGUAUCCAAAUGCUAGAGCAGCAAAUCUUACUGACGCAUUAAAAUCGAGCCUCACACAAAGAUCACUGGGAUUUUUACAGCGUUACUGUACAUUUCAUCGAAACGAACCAUGCUCAUUACCUAUUUUAGUGGAAUUAUUAGCCGGUUUUAUUGGUAAAAAACCAGAUGAAGUGGCUUUAGCAACAUCAAUUAAUGCGCUUAAAAUAUUUGGAAUGUCAUAA